AUGUUGAGUGGAAGUUUGCAGAGGCGGUUCUCCAAUUCUUUGAAGAGGGUCAGGAAGUUCGUAGACAAAAGAGCCCGAACUGGAAUAGACGCCCCCGUUGAUGAAGCCUACAACUCUGCGCUUCAUUUAGCGGUACAGAAGGGAAGCCACAAAAAAGUGUUAGACCUAUUACAAAGAGGAGCCUACCCCAACGUAACAGAUCAAGAAAACGCAACCCCUCUCCACAUGGCCGUCCAAUUCGGACACCCCCAUCUAAUCGAGACACUGGUGAACUACGGCGCCGACGUUGAAGCGGAAAGAAACGAUUCUUCCAGACCUAUACACCUGGUCAGGGAUUCCCCGAAAGCUCUGGAAUGCCUGGAAGAACUCCUGAAGUGCGGGGCCGAUUUAAACGCCAGAAACGCGACGGGAAACAACUUGUUACAGCUGAUCGUCAAAUCUGAGGAGAAGGAUAUAAAAUUGAUCAAGAAACUUCUGGACAGCGGUAUCGACGUGAACAACGUGGAUUCGUUGCGGAACAAUUGUCUGCAUACUGUCACUGGAAACCCUGCCAUACCGCAUCGUAGAGCGAGAUUCAUCGCUAAAUACCUCAUUGAUUAUGGGAUAGACGUAAACGCUAAGAACAUGCUAGGCGAGACGCCCUUACACGAGGCAACCGCUGGAGACAACGACAAUAUCGUCUCCAUGCUUUUUCGAAACGGGGUGAAUCUUGACGUGGUGAAUUAUGACGAAAUGACGGCUUUUGACAUGGCCGCGGAGUGCGGAAACGUUUCCUGUCUUUUCUUGAUGAUCAAAUACGUAAUCAUCAACAAACACAGAAACUUGCCAGUUCACGAGAGCGUGGUACGAAAGAUAGAGUCUGAUCGGGAUUUGACACGUACUUAUCGGGAUUUCGAGAAAGAAUUCAUCGGACUGAAGGAUAAGAAAAUAUUUAACUGUUCCAUCUACGACAUACUUUGCCGGAGAGUGGACAAUAUUGUUGGCGCUACUGAAGUAGAUAACCCGUACGAGGAGCUUUCAAAAUCAUUCGUGAGAUCUUCUAUCUUUUACAGGGAAAUAGUCGAAACUUGGAACGAAAUAAACAGGAAAAGAAACUAA
Molecule: messenger RNA, 1098 nt
Organism: Coccinella septempunctata (seven-spotted ladybird)
Lineage: Eukaryota; Metazoa; Arthropoda; Insecta; Coleoptera; Coccinellidae
Product: putative ankyrin repeat protein RF_0381
Exons: 2
Coding region: 1-1098 (365 amino acids)
Molecular function (GO): protein binding
Source: RefSeq, a predicted model, not a curated record